AUGGAGCUAGUCGUGACCCCCGUCGUGCUGGCAGAGCUAACCAAGGAGCUGGUCAUGAUGAUAGACAACAGCAUCAAUACCGAAUCCAACAAUACCAGCACCAAAGCCAACACCACCGACCGCGCUAUCGACCCAAUGAGCCUUUUUGAACAAAUUGACAUCGGGAUCCUUGUUACUGCUCUAGCUAAUGCCCUUCCCGAUAGGGAUGGUGACAUCCCUAUGCAGUAA
Penicillium samsonianum is the source of this 228-nucleotide messenger RNA. RefSeq lists its product as uncharacterized. The coding region runs from base 1 to 228 and encodes 75 amino acids. The transcript is spliced from 3 exons. The record is from RefSeq and is a predicted model, not a curated record. Lineage: Eukaryota; Fungi; Ascomycota; Eurotiomycetes; Eurotiales; Aspergillaceae.